Messenger RNA from Magallana angulata, 2334 nucleotides. Its product is annotated as vesicular glutamate transporter 2.2-like. Bases 89 to 1621 code for a protein of 510 amino acids. Lineage: Eukaryota; Metazoa; Mollusca; Bivalvia; Ostreida; Ostreidae. Gene Ontology annotation, molecular function: L-glutamate transmembrane transporter activity; neurotransmitter transmembrane transporter activity. The transcript has 10 exons. Gene Ontology annotation, biological process: transmembrane transport; neurotransmitter loading into synaptic vesicle; synaptic transmission, glutamatergic. The record is from RefSeq and is a predicted model, not a curated record. Gene Ontology annotation, cellular component: excitatory synapse; synaptic vesicle membrane.
AACACAAGGAAGGUGUUUCUAGAAAUUAACACAUUAACUGGUACAUGUAGCGUGUCUGGCUUUAUCAUAGGAUACUUGGACCAGACUAAUGGCUUUUUUAAGACGUGUGUAUGUCGUAUUCCUUGGAUUCCUGGGACUGCUGAUUUCCAUUGGCUUCCGAUCCGUGUUUUCGAUGAUAAUGGUACAUGUCGUCAAAUCUAACCAAGGCGAGAAGGAGGGGCUCUUUGGAAAGUGCAAUGUGAACGGCACUGCCCGAGAUCUAAGCGUGACCUAUUCCGUCCCAGACACGCAGUUUUUCCAGUCCGCCUACUUUUUCGGCUCGUUCCUCAUGCAGCUCCCCGGGGGGUAUCUGGCCACCCGGUUCUCACCCAGAAGGGUUUGUGGAUUAUCGAUAUUGAUUAGCAGUGUUCUGAUGAUCGUGCUGCCGUUCCCGAUCCAAUACAUCCAAAACCCGGCUCCAGUGUUCAUCAUUCGCUUUCUCCAAGGCUUAGUGGAGGGUUGGUCUGUCCCGGCGAUGAAUGGUGUUAUAUCUGCUUGGGCCCCGAAAUCUGAAAAAAGUAGAAUGGUCACCUUCGUGUAUGCGGGAGCGUACCUGAGCCCCGCCCUAGCUAUGGUGCUCACCGGGGUCUCUGCUUGCUGGGUCUCCUGGAACGCCAGCCUGUUUCUGUAUGGUGGUUUGGGUGUCAUUUGGUCCUUUGCAUGGGUGUGCACUAUAUAUGAUACUCCCACUUUGCACCCGGGCCUUCAUAGAUCGGAAACAGAUGUGUUCUCAAAGGAAGGAGCUAAUGUUUCCAAGGGAUCUCAAAGCGUGGCUCAAAGAAUACCUUGGUCAAAGAUUUUGAGAUCGCUUCCGGUCUGGGCUAUCAUUCUUGGGAGUUUCUGCCGCAACUGGAUAUUCUCCAUGAUGAUUACCCAGGUGCCUCAGUAUUUUAAGGACGCUUUCAAUAAGGAUAUUGCUACAAUUGGAUUCACGGCAGCGUUGCCUGAGGUACUGAUGACCAUCGUCACAAUAUCGGGAGGGGUGUUCAUCGACAAGUUAAUCAAACACAAUCUAUUGUCUACUUCACAUGGACGGAAGCUAGCGCAGUGCAUGGGAUUUGGAAUCGAGGCUCUCUGUUUGAUUGGAUUACGAUUUGUUGAAACCAGCGAGAUAGCUCUGACGCUGCUCAGUGUAGGGGUGGGUUUCAGUGGUUUGGCUAUUUCUGGAUACCAAGUUAACCCCCUUGAUCUCGCCCCUCAGUACGUCAGUAUCCUAACAGGCCUCUCACGUCUGGGCACGCUGGGCGCCAUCCUCAGCACCUUCGUAGCUGGAAAGUUACAUCAAAAUAAUCUCCAAUCAUGGCAAAACCUGUUUACAAUUGCUGGUUCCAUCCAUUUGGCGGGUGUUUUGUUUUACGGAAUUUUCGCGUCGGGUGAGAGACAACCAUGGGCUGAACCAACUGAGACCCGACCUCUGCUGGCACCGGUGGACAGUGUACCGGAACUUUCAAGGAAUGUUUUGGAAGAGGAUGUUGGAGAUUCUAAAUUUAGUAAAUCUUUGUUUCAACCUAAAAGAAGGCGUUCCAUUUUGAAUGAUUUUGAUGAAGAUGGAAAUCCUAGCUGGUUUUUGAAUACAAUAUAAAUAAUAAAGAUUUUUUGAUACCGGCAAUUUUUCACAUACAUUUGUACUAUUAAGUAGUUACAUUUGAAAUUUUUAUCAGUUUAAGAGUCAAAUUGAAAGGUGCGUUAAUUUAACUUAUUUAUUUACAAGGAAAUAUUCAACCACUGAACUUUGAUCGUUUAAAUCGCUUACGUAAAGGUAUUAUUUCGUUGAAUGUUUAGAAACGUAACAAACAAUUGAUAUACACUCUGUAAUUAUACACAAAUAUAUAAUUAUACACUAGAACUGUAUACUGUAUGAUUAAUAAUUGUCUUUCAUUUUAAUUGUUGUUAUGAAUCGUGUUUGAACAGCUGUUGUGUAAAGUAGUUUUUUUUUUAUAAUGGAUACAUGUUUCAAUAAUAUAGCGGUGAGAUCUUUGCAAAGUGCAUAAAAUGGCUAUGUCGCAGUGUACAUGUACAUACAUGUAUAUAUUAAUUAGUGUUCUUUUCUUAUUGUUUUUUUUUUUUUUUUUUUUUUUUUUUGUUAAUAAUAAAAAAUAAAAUAAAAACAUAAUCUGUGCCCUUUUUUCUCUUAUUUAAUUGAAUAUACACUGCCUUUAUAUAUAAAAAUUAUGUGUUAACAGAAUUCAAACUUUAAUAAAAUGUGUAUGCCAGAAUGCUAAUUAAAAGUAGUACCACAUAUUGUAGAACAUGUAUCUUCAUGAAGAAUUAAAAAAAAAAAUUGUUUCCUUCAUA